AGCGCCGGUGGGCGGAGGUCGGGCUGUGCUGCGCCUGCUGCCCCGUCCACCCCGGGGUCCACCCUCUGACCAGAGCUGGCUUUCCCGGGAGGUCAGGCCGAGUAUCGGGCCUGCGUCCCCCGCGGGCGGCCCAGCUCCAGGGCUGGGUCCCGGGCUGCCUCUGCCCGCUUCCCGCUUCCUGGGGGCGGUGGCGGCCGCUGGACACCGGUGCGCGCGGCACAGCACCGCAGACCUUGCCUCUCCCGCUCUUCCAGACGCCGGGGUGGCGGGCCGACCCCUGGGCGGUCGGUGCAGACGACCGCCAUUCCCGUGUCGCUCCGCCCGCGGGGGCCGCCCGAGCCGGCCACCAUGCCGCUGGGCCUGAAGCCCACCUGCAGCGUGUGCAAGACCACGUCGUCCUCCAUGUGGAAGAAGAGUCCGCAGGGCGACAUCCUCUGUCACCACUGCACGGGCCGGGGCGGCGGCGCGGGGGCGGCGGGCGGGCCCGGGGUCGCCGGCGCCUUCGGCACGGCCACCCUCGCCAGCACUUCGGCCGGCCCUCCGCAGAGCAACGGGGGCGGGGGCGGUAAGCAGAGUAAGCAAGAAAUUCACAGAAGAUCUGCUCGGCUCAGAAAUACCAAAUACAAAUCUGCUCCAGCUGCUGAAAAGAAAGUUUCCACUAAAGGAAAAGGGAGAAGGCAUAUUUUUAAAUUAAAAAACCCUAUCAAAGCUCCUGAAUCUGUCUCAACCAUAAUUACUGCAGAAUCAAUCUUCUACAAGGGAGUAUAUUACCAGAUUGGUGAUGUUGUUUCUGUGAUUGACGAGCAGGAUGGAAAGGCAUACUAUGCUCAGAUCAGGGGUUUUGUUCAGGACCAGUACUGUGAAAAGAGUGCCGCACUGACAUGGCUCAUUCCUACGCUCGCUAGCCCCAGAGACCAGUUUGAUCCUGCGUCCUAUAUAAUAGGGCCAGAGGAAGAUCUUCCAAGGAAGAUGGAAUACCUGGAAUUUGUCUGCCAUGCACCUUCUGAGUAUUUCAAGUCAAGGUCAUCACCAUUUCCUACAGUUCCCACCAGACCAGAGAAGGGCUACAUAUGGACUCAUGUUGGACCUACUCCUGCAAUAGCUAUUAAGGAAACAGUUGCCAACCACUUAUAGCUACAAAAUCAAACCUGGGGCAUGUUUAGUUAGCAUGUAUGAGGCUUUGGGUUUAAUCCUCAGAACAUACAUACACACCCCAAAAUAAAAGCAGAUUUCCAUUUUUCUUAUGA
Messenger RNA from Arvicola amphibius (Eurasian water vole), 1247 nucleotides. RefSeq names its product GATA zinc finger domain containing 1 (gene Gatad1). Gene Ontology annotation, molecular function: zinc ion binding; sequence-specific DNA binding. Gene Ontology annotation, cellular component: nucleus. The transcript is spliced from 5 exons. The coding region runs from base 349 to 1134 and encodes 261 amino acids. Lineage: Eukaryota; Metazoa; Chordata; Mammalia; Rodentia; Cricetidae. The record is from RefSeq and is a predicted model, not a curated record. Gene Ontology annotation, biological process: chromatin organization; regulation of DNA-templated transcription.